Dimorphilus gyrociliatus is the source of this 655-nucleotide messenger RNA. NCBI's taxonomy places the organism in Eukaryota, Metazoa, Annelida, Polychaeta, Dinophilidae. The record is from the annotation of a GenBank genome assembly.
ACAAGUGAGUUCGGGAUUCUCACUGUGGCUUGUGACGUCACAUCAGGUAUUUUCUCAGCUAACCUUAGCAUUUGCCAGUUCUUUUUAUAUCCUAAAAGGGAGCGAGUAAUAUCAAUUUUAAUUUGAAAAUAUGUCUUAUACCGGCGGCUACCAAGGCGGAGAUAUUUCGAAGCCAACUUCGAGAGUUUUGCAACCUCCUGGUGGUGCUACAAGUAAUAUUUUCGGUGGAGAUGAGUCUAGUGUUAGAAAGCCGAUAAAGCCAGUGAACAAUUCGCAUAGCAACAUCUUUGGGACAGAGGAAAAUUCGGAACCAGCUUCGAGAGCUAGAUCUUUAGACGAUAACGAAAAUUUGGCAACUAACAACCAACUACAAGAUGGUAAUGAGAUGAAUAUUAAGGCACCGGAGAAAACUUCUCCAUGGAAGGAGGAUAAUCGCACUCCUUUCGAAGCUGCUGUUGAUAAUCGUCGAAGAAUGAGAGAAUCAUCAAAUCCUAUUUUGGGCGGUUCCGAACAGGCUAACGAGGGGAAAUUUGGGAAGCAGCAAAGAGGAGGUUACAAUCCAAUAACUGGUGAAACUUAUAAUGAUGGUGAAAAAGAAGAGCCUGUACAAAGACGUCGUCAACCUCCAGGAGGACAUUCGACCGGCUUGUGGUAG